AUGGGAGGCGUCCUGGCAGCGGCGGUCACGGUGGUGGAGGUCUGGUCCAGUGACCUGGGACUGGGGGCAGACCGGCAUCUCUUUUUUCCCCCCUCCCCCUCCUCCAACCCUUGGCCCCAAUUACCCUACUGUGUCUAUGAGUUAUGGCUCUGCUUUCAUUUUUUCAGGGCUGUGGGGAAGACAUGUCUGUUGAUCAGCUACACGACAAAUGCCUUCCCUGGAGAGUACAUCCCCACUGUGUUUGAUAAUUAUUCGGCCAACGUCAUGGUAGAUGGAAAGCCAGUCAAUCUGGGCUUGUGGGACACAGCAGGACAAGAAGAUUAUGACAGGCUGAGGCCUCUUUCCUACCCACAGACAGAUGUUUUCCUGAUCUGCUUCUCACUGGUCAGCCCAGCUUCCUUUGAAAAUGUUCGAGCCAAGUGGUACCCAGAGGUCCGACAUCACUGCCCCAACACACCAAUCAUCUUGGUGGGUACCAAGCUGGAUCUGAGAGAUGACAAGGAUACCAUUGAGAGGCUGCGUGACAAGAAGCUGGCUCCCAUCACCUACCCUCAAGGUCUAGCCAUGGCCAGAGAAAUUGGUUCAGUGAAGUACCUCGAAUGCUCUGCUCUUACACAGAGAGGCCUCAAGACGGUCUUUGAUGAAGCCAUCCGGGCUGUGCUCUGUCCUCCACCUGUGAAGAAGCCUGGCAAGAAGUGCACCAUGUUCUAAGGGCAUCUGAGUUCAGCAUGUUAUGGGUGUGUCUCCUCCUUGCGUGUGUGUGCAAGGAGGGAGCGUUCGCUGGGUGUUCCCGCAACGGGAGUGGGCGGGGCCCUUCAUCAUGUAUGAAGUCAGUGUUUUUUAAAUGUCUCUUUGAUUUAACGUCUGUGUCGAUGUAAAAAAAAAAAGGGCCGCAUGGGAGAUAAAAGAGGAGCUCGAUGUUGUCCCACCCCCAGGGCGGAGCAUUGGGGGAGGAGCAUGCUCCCCAUGACUCCAUGCCAGGGGGGUAACGAGUGGAUGGAGAGACCAGCCCUUUCUUACUACUUCUAUUGGUGCUAGAGGCUUGCAGUUGGGAGCAGAUAACGAACCCCAGUUGAUAUGGGGGGGGCGGGCGGCAGGAAAGACAAAUAUGGACGCAGGUUUCAGAACUAGCCAUUAGUGCUUUAUUGUGUGAGACAAUAGCCGAGCUUAAAUGAUCAGAGCAGCUUCUGUGCCAUCCAAAGCUGUCUUUGGCCUUCCAGGGCACCAGCCUGUGCGCAGCUCCUAAGCUGGUUUACUGACCAUCAACUCUCCCAAAGACAGGGAAGAGGAAGGAGGUCUUGUUCGCCGUGCCCGGCCCAGGGCAGAGCGGGGCUACACAGCAGGAACCUUUCUGUAAGAUUUUGAGAAAAAGAAAAAGGAAAUUAAAAG
Messenger RNA from Pogona vitticeps (central bearded dragon), 1389 nucleotides. The record is from RefSeq and is a predicted model, not a curated record. Lineage: Eukaryota; Metazoa; Chordata; Lepidosauria; Squamata; Agamidae.